Molecule: messenger RNA, 2961 nt
Organism: Telopea speciosissima
Lineage: Eukaryota; Viridiplantae; Streptophyta; Magnoliopsida; Proteales; Proteaceae
Product: pentatricopeptide repeat-containing protein At1g32415, mitochondrial
Exons: 3
Coding region: 100-2730 (876 amino acids)
Biological process (GO): RNA modification
Molecular function (GO): RNA binding; protein binding
Source: RefSeq, a predicted model, not a curated record
CUCUCCGUCUCUGUCAGUGUCUCAUCCGUCGGCACCGUCUGUCUCUGUGGGUUAAUUUCUGUGUGUGUGAUUACGUGUGUGGUGUGGGCAGGUCAGGUCAUGGCGACGAGCCUGCCAUGGCAUCCCUUACUGUCUCCUUCGAAGUCUCAAUACCUCUCUAGCCAACGACGAGCCAUAUCGACGCGCCAAGUGGCGAAGGUACAGGCUUUCCAGCGGAGCGACUUCGAUGGGUUUGCGAAAAGAGUGGCUUCCGGCGAGGCCUGGAAGGAAGCGUGGAGGAGCGCCAACGAUGGAUUCGAGCAGCUUCUCUUCGACGCUAAAAAGGCCGCAGAGCGCUUCAACCGCCGCUACUCCGUUUCGAGUCGCCUCAACUCUGUUGUCCAGUCUGCCACCGACAAGGCUCGCGAGCUUGACCGUGAUCUUGAAAUCGAACGCAGGUGGCGCACUUUCACUCUUGAUUUCUCCCGCAACUGGCCCAGGUAUAGGAGGCAGCUGAAUGGUUUUUUGGAUGCCCCGUUGGGAAGAACUUUUUCUUGUCAUCGUUCCCUACAUGUUGGCUGCGUUAAAAAUCAGCUUACAGUUCCAGCUGUUCAUCACCACAAGUCUGAGAGUAGUGAUUUUGAACUUCUCCUCCGAUACCUCUACAAAAGGAAACUGGAAGCAGCACGGUUUCUGCUUGAAAGAAUGCUUCAGACAGGCAGCUGUCGUGGGGUUGUUGGCUGGACUUCAAUGCUCUCUAAACUUGCCAAAGAAGGUUUCAUUGAUGAAGCUGAAGCAUUCUUUGAAGUCAUGCCGGAAAGGAACCUUGUCACCUAUAAUGCAAUGCUCUCUGCCUAUGUGCAUUCUGGUAGGGUAGCUGAUGCUUGUCGGUUCUUUGAAGGAAUGCCUGAAAGAAAUGUAGUGUCUUGGACUUCCAUGCUGUGUGGUCUAACACAUUGUGGAAGAAUUGCUGCUGCAAGAAACUUGUUUGAUGUUAUGCCUGAUAAGAAUGUAGUCACGUGGAAUUCAAUGAUCACAGGUUUGAUCAGAAAUGGUGAUCUAGUGGAAGCUCGAAAAAUGUUCGAUAUGAUGCCGGUUAGGAAUCAGGUUUCUUGGAAUGUGAUGAUCGCAGGUUAUGCAGAGAACUGUAGAAUGGAAGAAGCGAGAGUUCUAUUUAAUGUAAUGCCAGAUCGUAAUGUUGUCACUUGGACUACUCUAAUUGCUGGCUAUUGUAGAGCAGGUGAUCUUGACGAGGGAUAUUACAUUUUUCAGAGAAUGCCUGACAGGAAUGUUGUCUCUUGGACAGCCAUGAUAGGUGGGUUUGCUUGGAAUGGUUUCUAUGAGGAGGCAUUGUUGCUUUUCCUUGAAAUGAGAACUUCCCCAGACAUGAAACCAAAUGAAGUAACGUUCAUUUCACUGGUCUAUGCCUGUUUGGGUGUGGGUUUUCCUUGGCUGGGUAAGCAGGUACAUGCUCACCUAAUUUUAAAUGGGUGGGACUGUAACGACUAUGAUGGACGGCUGUCAAAGAGCUUAAUUCACAUGUACUCUGGAUUUGGAAUGAUGGAUUUUGCAGAUUAUAUUUUCACCAAUAACUCAAACAACUGUACUAUUCAGUCCUAUAAUUCUAUGAUAAAUGGUUUCAUUCGCAUUAGAGACUUGCGGAGAGCUCAAUCCUUGUUUGACACCAUGCCUAGUCGAGAUGAGGUAUCAUGGACUUCUAUGAUCACUGGGUAUUUUAAUGCUGGCAAUGUAUCAGAGGCAUGUUGUCUAUUUAGCAGAAUGCCCAGGAGAGAUGCUGUUACAUGGACAGCAAUGAUAUCAGGGCACAUCCAGAAUGAGCUCUUUGCUGAGGCUAUCUUCAUAUUCUCAGAAAUGCGUGUUAAUGGGAUAACACCUCUAGAUUCUACAUAUUCCUCUUUUCUUGGAGCUGCAGGUGCAAUGGCUUAUCUUGAUCAUGGCAAGCAAUUACAUGGAAUAGUGAUGAAAACACGAUACAAGCUAGAUACAACCCUUGAGAAUUCUUUGAUUUCAAUGUAUGCAAAAUGUGGAGAGAUUGAUACUGCUCAUCAUAUAUUCUCUGACCUGACAUCCCGAGAUAUUGUCACUUGGAAUACCAUGAUUAUGGGUUUUUCGCAUCAUGGUCUAGUUAACAAGGCUCUGAAGCUCUUUGAAGCAAUGCGAGAUUCAGGGAUCUGCCCAAACUCUGUUACAUUCUUGGGUAUUCUAUCAGCAUGUAGUCAUGCUGGCAUGGUUGAUCGAGGUUGGGAGAUUUUUUAUUCAAUGAGAAAGGAGCACUCAAUUCAGCCAGGAGCGGAACAUUAUGUAUCUAUGAUUGACCUUUUGGGUCGAGCAGGUAAAGUUGAGGAAGCAGAGGAGCUUGUCUUAAGUCUACCGUUUGAGCCAGGUCUUGAAGUUUGGGGGGCACUGCUUGGUAUAUGUGGGCUUGGCAAGAUGAACCCAGCAGUUGCUAGACGUGCAGCUCAACGGGUCCUUCAGCUUGACCCAUUUAAUGCCCCAGCCCAUAUAUUGCUUUGCAACAUAUAUGCAGCUAUUGGUUUGCAAUGUGAAGAGGAAAUGCUGAGAAAAGCAAUGGGAACAAAGGGGAUAAGGAAAGUUCCUGGGUGCAGUUGGUUAAUGGUAAUGGGAGAAGUUCAUAUUUUCUUGUCUGGGGACAAAUCACACCCAGAGUCCGAUGAGAUAUAUACUCUCUUGGCUGGCGAUUCUUCCAGUUUAGUUGGAGGGAGAGUAUGAAGGGGUGUUAAGGCAACAGUGGUAGCUUUGUCCUUGGUUUAUUAAAUCCGAGAUGAAGGGUGUUUGCUCUUUGCCUGAUGAUGCUGUUUCUCAAGAGCACCUUCUUCUAAAACGGGUGUUUAUCCACGAUUUCCAGGGUUAUAAAUGCAUUCCACUAAGAAGAUGCAUUAUCAUCAAGCUCAGGUAAAUGCUAGAAAUCAUAGUGAUCCUGCUGAGAGUAGCACUAGUGUU